UUCUCGACGAUCAGCUGUGAUACAGACUGUUGAAGUUUAUUUAACCAUCCGCAGUCAUGUCAACUCCCAACCCGUACAUCCUCGCAGCGGAGAAUUCCCCGUCCUUAAUACCCCUCCUUCGAUCGAACCCUUCGCUCGCGUCUGCACAGGAUGAGCAUGGCUAUUCUCUUUUACACGCCGCAGCGUCGUACGGACACUUAGAGUUACUCCGCUCCUUGGUCCAGGAGUUUGGAGUCAACGUCAACCUUACCGACGAAGACGGAGAAACUUGCCUUUUCGUUACCGAGACUGUCGAGAUAGCACGUUGCUUGGUGGAGGAGCUUGGGGUAGAUCGGACUGUGAAGAACCACGAUGGAUUAACGGCAGAAGAGGCCAUUCUCGGCGAUGACUCCUUUCCAGAAGUUGCAGCAUAUCUAAAAGGAACCCCUGUGAGCAACCUCGCCGAAAACCUUGUUCGCCCGGGCCAACAGCUGCCUCCGAAUGUCACCGUGAGCUUUGGCACAAUGACCAAGCCAGCUGUCAAUGGAGAUGCGGAUGUUCCAGACCCGGAAUUUAAGCGAAGAAUAGAGGAGCUUGCGUCGAGAGAAAACUUCCACAGCGAGGAGAACCAACGGGAACUGCGAGAACUGGUUACGGAGGCGAUUAGGGGUGUCAAUGCGGAAACUCAACAAAAGGACCUUCGGCGGCGGUUAGACUGAAUAUUAUGACACGCGUGCGAUUCUCCGUGGCGCAUGGAUAUUAUAUGGUUGCUAUAUCACCCAAUUGCAAUACCCCGCUAUCCCGUUCCUAACGCUGGCAUGAGUCUCAGAAGCAAAGAACGUCCACCUGUGCUUAACCAUUGCAACAAUAAUUUGGAUGGUAGUCAUGCCGAAAUAAUCGCGGCGCUACAUGCUACCUACGAGUGAUCGCCCUGAUAGCUGAAAAUUGGCGCUCCAAGGCUUGCCAUUCGCCUAUAGAUGCGAAGAGGCGUCCCAAGGGCUAUAAGACUUAUUGGAAACCCACCUUGCUCCUCAUAACGAGCUUACACCGUUUAAGAACAUUUGCGGAGAACUCAAAACGGAGCGAGCCCGGCUCGGUCCCAUGUCAACUUUGGCAGAGUGCGGCGUUCCUAGGAAAUAGAAGCGAUGUCAAACUAGAUAUACCUAG
Molecule: messenger RNA, 1146 nt
Organism: Coccidioides posadasii C735 delta SOWgp
Lineage: Eukaryota; Fungi; Ascomycota; Eurotiomycetes; Onygenales; Onygenaceae
Molecular function (GO): protein binding
Source: RefSeq, a predicted model, not a curated record